CUCUCUGUCAGCUACGCGAGUGAUGAGCGGCGUCGUGCGCUCGGUGAGGAAGGGCAUCUCGUGUCCGACGCUAGACUCGAACUGCACGCGCAUCGUGGAAAGCCACUCCUCGUGGAACAACUCCGUGAUGAGCGCGUACAGGCUGGUGGAUUUACCCCCCACGACCACAUCUGUUGCCAUGGUGGAAGAAUCCGUUUACCCUUUCCCAACAGUGGACGUGCCUGAUCAUGCUCAUUACACUAUUGGUGCUGUCAUCCUUACUGUUGGCAUUACUGGCAUGUUGGGCAACUUCCUGGUCAUAUAUGCAUUUAGCAGGAGCCGGACCCUGAGGACACCUGCCAACUUGUUCAUAAUAAACCUUGCCAUCACAGACUUCCUCAUGUGUGCCACCCAGGCGCCCAUCUUUUUCACCACCAGCAUGCACAAGAGAUGGAUCUUUGGAGAAAAAGGUUGUGAGUUGUAUGCAUUCUGUGGGGCUUUAUUUGGCAUCUGCUCCAUGAUCACUCUCAUGGUCAUCGCUGUGGAUCGAUAUUUCGUGAUCACGCGGCCUCUAGCCUCCAUCGGUGUAUUGUCUCAAAAGAGAGCUCUGCUGAUCCUUCUGAUAGCUUGGGCUUAUUCACUUGGCUGGAGCCUGCCACCCUUCUUUGGCUGGAGUGCUUAUGUUCCUGAAGGGCUGUUGACCUCUUGCACCUGGGAUUAUAUGACCUUCACACCCUCUGUGCGAGCUUACACUAUGCUCCUCUUCAUCUUCGUCUUCUUCAUUCCACUUAUCGUCAUCAUCUAUUGCUAUUUCUUUAUUUUCCGAUCCAUUCGCAGCACUAAUGAAGCUGUGGGCAAAAUUAAUGGCGAUAACAAGAGAGACUCAAUUAAACAAUUUCAACGGCUGAAAAAUGAAUGGAAGAUGGCGAAAAUUGCUCUUAUUGUCAUUCUCAUGUAUGUCAUCUCCUGGUCUCCAUAUUCAACUGUGGCACUGACAGCUUUUGCUGGGUAUUCUGAUAUGCUCACACCGUAUAUGAAUUCAGUACCUGCUGUGAUAGCCAAGGCUUCAGCAAUCCACAAUCCCAUCAUUUACGCCAUCACACACCCCAAAUACAGGUUGGCCAUAGCGAAAUACAUUCCGUGUCUUCGUGUGCUGUUGUGCGUUCCCAAGCGUGACCUCCAUUCGCUCCACAGCAGCUUUAUGUCCACACGUCGUUCCACCAUCACAAGCCAGUCCUCUGAUAUGUCUGGACAGUUUCGCAGAACCAGCACCGGCAAGUCCCGGCUCUCCUCAGCCUCCGACAGCGAAUCUGGCUGGACAGAUACUGAGGCCGAUCUCUCGAGCAUGAGCUCCAGGCCUGCCAGCCGGCAAGUGUCUUGUGACAUCAGCAAGGACACUGCAGAGAUCCCAGACUUCAAACCUUGUAACUCAUCCAGCUUCAAGUCAAAGCUCAAAAGCCAUGACUCGGGCAUCUUUGAAAAGAGUUCCUCUGAUGUGGAAGAUGUGUCUGUGGUAGGACUCAUUCAGCCGGACCGUACUAACCCUUUAGCUGCUGGUGACGGUACAGACAUGCCAAUUUCAAGAGGUGCGAUUGGUCGGAUUCCCAGUAUUGUCAUCACCUCUGAGUCUAGCUCUUUCCUGCCCUCGGUACGGCCCAGCUACAGAAGCAGCCGCUCAAGUGUGUCCAGUGCUGGGGCAAAUCCACCCAGGAGAGACUCUCGUGGAGGAGUCCAGCAGGGGGCAGUGCAUCUCUCCUCUGCGGCUGAAACCCAUGAGUCCGCUCACUUAUUAGACAACCCUCACCCUCAGUAUCUCUAGUGCUUAUACCUCUUCACUCGCCGUGUAAAUCUUACCUUCAAGCUUUGUGUUGAGGUUUAGUGUUUUUGUGAGUUAUCCUGUUCUGUGGUUUAGACCUUUAGUAAGGGGAACUUGAAAUGAAGAGAGAUUAAUCAGUGCUCUGUAUCACAGAAUGUAAAAUAUGAAAGUCUGAGAGAAAUCUUAAACAGCACAAGCCACAGAAUGCAUAAGCCUGGAGCAGGGACACAUCAUUAUCUCGCUAAAUCACACCAACAGAGAAUGCGCAACUUAUGUCAUGCAUGCUGUGUGUGUUUGCUUCAAUCUAUCAUCGAGAUGAAUGACCCUAAUGAAUAUUGGUCACA
Sinocyclocheilus rhinocerous is the source of this 2139-nucleotide messenger RNA. RefSeq names its product opsin 4a (melanopsin) (gene opn4a). The transcript has 11 exons. Bases 23 to 1798 code for a protein of 591 amino acids. Gene Ontology annotation, biological process: G protein-coupled receptor signaling pathway; visual perception. Lineage: Eukaryota; Metazoa; Chordata; Actinopteri; Cypriniformes; Cyprinidae. Gene Ontology annotation, cellular component: membrane. The record is from RefSeq and is a predicted model, not a curated record. Gene Ontology annotation, molecular function: G protein-coupled receptor activity.